GGUAUAAAAGCUUUUGCUUUUCGGUAUGAAGAUCAGAUUCCUCAAACUCUUCCUUUGCUUCGAGUAGCAUUCUCAACGUUAAACUUCGCAACAUGUUCAAGCUGUGCAUCCUCGCUGUUGUCUUGGGCGCCGUUUGCGCUGCGCCUGCACCCAAGCCGGGAGCCAUAUUAGCGGCACCCGCCGCAGCGUAUGCUGCGGUACCGGCGCCGAUCGUAACGGCCAGUAGCAGUCAAGUGAUAGCGAGAAAUUACAACACGCUCGCUGCGGCUCCGUUGGCGGCUGCUCCUCUCGCUGCGGCUCCGUUCGCAGCAGCCCCCAUCGCUUACUCAGCUCCUCUGCUGGGUUACGGCACUCACGCCGUAGCACCUGCCGCAUAUUCCGCCUAUACCGCACCGUUGGCUUAUAGCGCGUACAAUCUUCCGUCUUACAGCGCGUACUCCGCACCCGCUAUCUCCGCUCUACCGUACGCUUACAAGAGCUAUGCGACCUAUGUGGUUUAAAUCGGCGAGAAAAGAAGGACCAGGCCAAUCGGGGAUCAAGGACUGAUUUCUAUACGGAUAAUGUAUACUCCUCAAAUUGAUAAGACAAUCGACUGCACGCCCUUAGCGAAAUCUCUCCCGACCAUCGAUCACAGGAAAACAUUCCCGUCUCCCACAGUGUGUGUGCUGUUUAAUUCUCUUCCAACCCUGUCUUUUCAUGUACUCAAACAAUCUCAUCACAUCCAUACAACUCGAAAUCAAUAAAAUCGCUUAAAAGCAA
Pseudomyrmex gracilis is the source of this 759-nucleotide messenger RNA. Its product is annotated as cuticle protein 38-like. The record is from RefSeq and is a predicted model, not a curated record. NCBI's taxonomy places the organism in Eukaryota, Metazoa, Arthropoda, Insecta, Hymenoptera, Formicidae. The transcript is spliced from 3 exons. The coding region runs from base 93 to 500 and encodes 135 amino acids.